ACAACGAGCGAAAUAGCAGCCACGGCCCAGAGGAACCCUCCGAAAAUCAUGAGGACCAAACGCCAUUGCCGAAAUCCACCUCCUCCUUCCAAUCAAACUCCCAGAAGAAUCGGCGAAGAUCGAAUCAGCGCCUUGCCCGACGCUGUUCUCAUCCACAUUCUUUCGUAUCUCCCGGUGAUAGACGCAGUGAAAACUGGUGUGCUAUCAAAACGAUGGGCACGACUUUGGACUUGGACUCCCAACCUGGUCUUCGAUCAACUAGGAGAAUGGGAUGAAAAGAGCAACAAUUUUGUUCCCUUCAUCGAUGCAUUUCUUGUUCUUCACAGCUCCCCCAAGAUUCAAAAGUUGGCCCUUGAUUUGGAUUACAAAGGAAAGCGGCUGCACUUGGACAGUUCUCUGAACAAAUGGUUGCAUUUCGCUACGAGAAGAGCCGCUGAAGAGCUGAAUCUACAACUAAGUGAUUUAGGCUACUUCCAUUCUUGGGAUUUUAGGGGACCAGUUGAACGUUAUUUGUUGCCUUCCUUCAUAUACACCAACAAUUCCAUGAAGAGGCUGGAUAUGAGCUUCAUCGAUGUUCAACCUCCUGAUGCAGUCAGCUGGCCUUUCCUCCAAAGUUUGUCGAUCAGGUCUGCCUUCAUCAGUGAAAGCACCAUCCAAAAAAUUUUGUUGGGCAGCCCUCAGCUAAAUCUCCUGGAAUUGAAUAACUGCGAGGGUUUUGAUUUGCUUCACAUUGACUCUAAAAGCUUGAAAAGAUUGGUGAUCCAUGGAAUUUGGUACCCUACUUGGGGUACAGAUGUCUUACAGAUUUCAGCCCCUAACAUUCUGUCGCUGGAAAUUUCGGGGCACUUCUACAAGAGAAAGGUUCAGUUACUGGACCUAUCCUCUUUGGUUGAUGUUAUCAUCAAUCUUCAGCUAUGGGUGGAAGACAGAUACUGUUUGUUGGUAGAAUAUAGCAACAUCUUAAGAGAAAUUCUUCAAAAAAUUAGACAUGUGGAGAAACUCACCGUAGGGGCUACUAGUAUUAAGAUUCUAUCAAUGUUGAAAGAGAGAUUUUGGGCUUCUCUAGUGUCGACGCGCAAGCAUUUAAUUUUAAAUGUGGAGCCUACAGAAAGGAACAUCUCAGAUAUAGCAUGCUUCUUGCAAACUUCACCUCAAUUGGAGAGAUUACAAAUCAACAUGGCUUCCUCUCAUGGUAAUUCAAGGAAAGUGGUUGAAUCACAGAAAACCUCAUCCAGCAGCCUACAGCUGCAGUUUGAUCCAGACUCCUAUACUAUUCUUGAGAGCUGCUGGACGCCCAAGAAUAGGCUUUCCAAACAUUCGUUGGAACGCCUCAUGACUGUUGAAAUUGUUGGAUUCAAUGAAAUCCAUGAUAGGAAUGGAAUUGUGAUUGCACUCGUGAGGUCUCUCCUUAAGCAUGCAAAGGAUCAAGUGAAAGUACAAAGGCGGAGAUAACUUAGCACAGAGAUUGAAAAGCGAGACAGCUGUGAUUUCAAGUGAAACAGUUUGCCAUCGAAUUGGGCAGCAAGAAGAGCCGCUGAAGCUCUGAAUUUACAACUAAGUGAUCUAGUCUACUUCCGCUCAUGGGAUUUUAGGGGCAGCAUUUGUAGUUGCGUGUUGCCUCAGUUCGUAUAUACGACAAUUCCAUGAAGACAUUGACUAUCAGCUAUGUCGAUGUUCAGCCUUCUGGUACAGUUAGCUGGCCUUUUCCUCCGAAGUCUAUCAAUCAGGUCGGUCUGCAUUCAUCAGUGGGAGUAUACGUGCCAUCCAAAAGAUUCUGUUUGGCAGUCCCCAUUUGGAGCUCUUGGGAUUGAGUAACU
Messenger RNA from Vitis vinifera (wine grape), 1817 nucleotides. Its product is annotated as F-box protein At5g03100. The record is from RefSeq and is a predicted model, not a curated record. The coding region runs from base 49 to 1452 and encodes 467 amino acids. The transcript is spliced from 4 exons. Lineage: Eukaryota; Viridiplantae; Streptophyta; Magnoliopsida; Vitales; Vitaceae. Gene Ontology annotation, molecular function: protein binding.